AUGGAGGUUCCAAGUUCCUGGGAUGCUCUUCGCAAGCAGGCAAGAAAACUUGAAGCUCAGUUGGAUGAGCAGAUGAAUUCCUAUCGUAAAUUGGUUUCUGCUAAUGUUUCUACAAAAGGUGAUGCUUCAGAGAGUGAUCUAGAGUCUUGGAUUGAGCGAUUACUAAAACAACUCCAACAAGUAAAUGCACAGAUGCAAGCUUGGGUGUCAUCUGGUGGUUCGGAAAUGGUUUCUCAUACUUUGACUAGACACCAAGAAAUUCUUCAAGAUCUCACGCAGGAAUUUUAUCGUCUUCGUACUAGUCUUCGUUCUAAGCAAGAACAUGCUUCACUGCUAGAAGAUUUUAAAGAAUUUGAUCGGUCAAGAUUAGAUUUGGAACAGGGUGUAGACACUGAACAACAUGCACUCCUAAAAGAGCGUGCAUCUAUAAGCCGAAGUACAGGACAUAUGGACAAUGUUAUAUCACAAGCACAAGCAACAUUAGGAGCACUUGUCUUCCAACGAUCAACAUUUGGCGGUAUCAAUUUGAAGCUUGGCAACAUGAGCAGUCGUCUUCCAACGGUAAAUAACAUCCUUUCGGCAAUAAAGAGGAAAAAGUCAAUGGAUACCAUUAUACUCUCCCUUGUUGCAGCCGUAUGCACAUUUCUCAUUUUCAUCUACUGGCUAUCCAAGUGA
Sphenostylis stenocarpa is the source of this 675-nucleotide messenger RNA. The record is from the annotation of a GenBank genome assembly. Lineage: Eukaryota; Viridiplantae; Streptophyta; Magnoliopsida; Fabales; Fabaceae.